Molecule: messenger RNA, 2561 nt
Organism: Gilbertella persicaria
Lineage: Eukaryota; Fungi; Mucoromycota; Mucoromycetes; Mucorales; Choanephoraceae
Product: trehalase-domain-containing protein
Exons: 4
Coding region: 64-2472 (802 amino acids)
Biological process (GO): trehalose catabolic process
Cellular component (GO): cytoplasm
Molecular function (GO): alpha,alpha-trehalase activity; calcium ion binding
Source: RefSeq, a predicted model, not a curated record
AGGGUAUUGAAUAACGAAAAACAAGACAUUUUAUUCUUUUUUUCUUUUCUUAAUAUAUAACAAAUGAUUGAUAAUAGAAGAGAAUCCGUUGAUCCUACUGCCCCAGCUGCUACUUACUAUACUUCUGGCAGAAAUGGACCUAGACAUAGAACAAGAACUUACACAAGAGGUGGUACAUCAAGUUUCAAUUUUGGUGACUCAAGAGAUCCUUCCAACUCUGGCAUUCAACGAAGAGCAUCUUAUGAGGAUAAAGGAAAAAACCGUCGUUUCUUGAUUGAAGUCGAUUCAACACUUGCACAAAUUUUGGAACAAGAAGACACGGAUGGUGAUUUUCAAAUUACUAUUAAUGAUCUUGGCCCCAAAACGCUUUCUCUUGGUACAGCUGAUUCUGGUGGAUACAAACGCUUCCAUAUCAGAGGUAACUAUAUGUUAUCCAACUUGCUUCAAGAACUCGCAUUGGCUAAAGACUAUGGCCGUAAAUACAUUGUAUUGGAUGAAGACCGCUUAAAUGAAAACCCAGUGGACCGACUAUCCAAAAUGAUUCGCCAUCUAUUUUGGGACAGUCUCACUCGACGCAUUGAUGGCGAGGGUCUGGAAUUCAUUUGCUCUGAUCCCAAAAACCGACAACUGGAUAUCACCAAUCGCAUUUAUAUUCCUUAUAAUGAAACUGAGAUUUAUGAUUACUAUAAGCGUGUCUCAGAGGAAAAGAAACAUAUUAAUUUAGAUGUGCAGUACUUGCCCAAGGAGAUUACACCUGAAUAUGUCAAGAGUAUCAAUGACAAGCCUGGUAUUUUGGCACUUGCGAUGCAUAAGGUUCAGGAUAAAGAUGGCAAGGUUGAUUUUCGUGGUGUUCCCUUUGCUGUACCUGGCGGUCGAUUCAAUGAGAUGUAUGGUUGGGAUUCGUAUUUUGAAUCAUUGGGUUUGUUGGCUGAUGGCCGAAUUGAAUUGGCGAAAAGCAUGGCAGAAAAUUUUGCAUAUGAGAUCAAGCACUAUGGAAAAAUUCUGAAUGCCAAUCGCUCUUAUUACUUGUCUCGCUCACAACCUCCCUUUUUAACAGAUCUUGCUAUUCGAGUAUACGAAGCUAUGGAUCCUGCUACAGAAAAAGAAAACAAGGCUUGGUUAAGAGAAAUUUUAAAAUCCGCUAUCAAAGAAUAUCAUACUGUUUGGAUGGCUGAACCUCGUCUAGAUAAAAAAACCAUGCUCUCUCGCUACCGCCCUGAAGGACUUGGUAUUCCUCCUGAGACAGAAGCCUCUCAUUUCGAUCAUGUCGUUUUAAAAUAUGCUAAAAAAUACAACGUCUCGAUUCCCGAAUUCAAUACCUUGUACAACAAUGGCGACGUCAAAGAACCCGAAUUGGAUGAAUAUUUUUUGCAUGAUCGCGCUGUGCGAGAAUCCGGCCAUGAUACAACCUAUCGCUUUGAUGGUAUCUGUGCUAACUUGGCUACGGUUGACUUGAAUGCUCUCUUGUAUAAGUACGAAACCGACCUUGCUGAUUGUAUCCGAGAUAUUUUGGAUGACGACUUGGAAGACUUUGACGGUAACAAGCAAACAUCAGAAGUAUGGUCUGACCGAGCUACUGCACGAAGAGAGCGUAUUGACAAGUACUUGUGGAACGAAAAAGAACAUCUUUACUAUGACUAUGAUACUGUCAAAGAAGAAAUGACGACGUACGAAAGCGCUACUGCUUACUGGAUGAUGUGGGCAGGCUGUGCAUCUCAAGAUCAAGCUCAAAAACUGGCCAUGAGUCUCUACAAGUUUGAAGUCAAAGGUGGUAUUGUGUCUGGUACUGAGCGAUCGCGAGGCCAAAUUAGUCUAGACCGUCCUAAUCGUCAAUGGGAUUUCCCCUUUGGUUGGGCUCCUCAUCAAAUCAUGACAUGGGCUGCUUUUGAGAAUUAUGGCAUGGAUGAUAUUGCCGCUCGUUUGGCGUACCGUUUCCUUUACACCAUCACCAAGUCGUUUGUGGACUUUAAUGGUGUGGUGCCCGAGAAAUUUGAUGUGGUUAACUUGUCGCAUCAAGUUCAAGUGGAAUAUGGUAACGUAGGUGUUGAUUUCAAGUUUGUGUCUCGUGAAGGAUUUGGGUGGAUGAACGCUUCCUUUGAAGUGGGUUUGACGUAUCUUAGCACACAAUUAAGAAGAGCACUAGGCACUUUGACAGAUCCAGACUUCUUGUUCAAGAAGAUGAUUGAAGCUGAAGAAGAAAAGUUGUCUGAAGCUGAAAAAUUGGAAGCCUUGUCUCGUCGUCGCGUAUCCACUAUUGCUGCUAGAGAAAUCUUGCGCGAAGAAGCUGAUGCUGUGGUGACUCAUAUCAAGCCAAGCGACAUCAAUCGACAAUCCAUCAGUGCUCCUAAAUCACCUGAAGUCUUGGAAAACUACUUUACCAACGAUGAACCAAAAGAAAACGAUUCUAAACUUCAGCCUGUUCAAGAAGCCAAAUACGGCGAUUAUCUUACUGCUCCUACUUCCAAUCACUAAAUCUCUUGUACACCAUUUCCAGGAAUAGAUUGCAUAAAGAAACAUUUAUAUUGCACCAGUAAACAAUAAAAAUAGCAUAUUUAAAAUUA